ACUGCGUUAAUAACGCAUUAACGCAAAUUCAUUUUAACGGCACUAAUUUUUUUAGCGCGCGAUUAAGGCAGCGCGCAUUUUCUGUUUGACUCUUGGCCUUUCCCGUAGUUUGGGAAAUGGACAUGCAGCAUCAAACAGAAAUGGAGAAGGAAAAAGGUCUUCUGAACGGAAAAUUCAUAUAUAAAACGAUGUCUGAUGGUUCUGUCGACAAGACAAAAGUUAUCUGCAUUUAUUGUCGAUGUGAAUUAAGUUAUCACCGCAGCACGUCGAGUUUAAAAUAUCACUUGAUGGCGAAGCAUACAACUGAUGCAGAGAGCUCUCCGCCCCCUCGCCAAAGUCAGACAACACUCGAUUGUUUUCAGCGGAGACGGAUGGACAACUCCACAAGCAAUAGACUCACCACAUCUAUCGCUAAAUGGGUGGCUACAGCAUGUAGGCCAGUUAAUGUAGUGGAGGACGAGGGUCUACUUGAAAUUAUUCGCACCGCAUCUAACGAUUACACAUAUGAACUACCUUCGAGAGCCACUGUUACAAGCAAGAUUCACGACUCCUACGAAGAGGAGAAAGCUAAAGUCGAAGAGGCGUUAAGACAGACAAACACGGUUUGAUUACUGGACUUCCCUCAGUAACCAUAGAUACCUGGGGGUCACGGCUCAUUAUUUUGACACACACUGGAAACUACGGUAGCACGCUUUGACCGUUAUGAAGACAGACGAGAGGCACUAUGCUAACGUUUGCGCUGAGCACAUUCUGCAGGUAGCCAGACAGUGGAAUAUUGAACUCAAAAUUAGCACACUGACUACCGAUAGUGCACGCAACAUGAUUGCAGCGGCCACGCAGCUCCCGUUCGAGCAAAUGCCUUGCAUUGCACACAGCCUCCACCGAGCUAUCACAGUUUCGCUCCAGAACAGCCCGUUUGACAGCGCCUUGGCAAAAUGUAGGAAAGUAGUGGGCCAUUUCAAGCAUAGCCCAGCCGAGCUCGAACAACAGCAAGUUACACAUCAUCAAAAGAUAGAGUCACUGACACAGGAGGUGUCAACCAGAUGGAAUAGCACCCUGGAAAUGAUAAAGCGUAUUCAAAGAAAUCAAGAACCAUUAAGAGAAGCACUGACCCUACAUGCAAGCAACAUCAACAUGCCCACAGCAGCUGAACUGGAUAAACUGAAGAGGUUGGAGACUGUGCUGGAACACUGCAGGUAUGUGAGUCAACUACUAGGAGGAGAAAACUUUGUUUCAUAAAAUAAACCAGUGACAACUGAGCCACCUAAGAAGAUGUCACGUCUCAUGUCUGUGCCAGAUUCUUCAUCUGAUGAUGAAGAGGACUGCAUUGAGAAAUGUGUGGAGCGUUACAAGGCAGAGCCCUCUAUUGGCAUAGAGGACUGUCCCCUGCAGUGGUGGUCCAAACAUGAAGGGGCACACAGUGAGAUGGCCAACCUUGCACGCAGAUACUUAGCAACACCUGCCACAUCCAUACCUUGUGAAAGACUGUUUUCAUUGUCAGGGCAUGUUGUUCAGAAGAAGCGAGCUGCCCUGUCGUCUGAAAAUGUAAACAGGCUUGUCUGUUUGAGCAACUGGCUCAGUGGAAAGAAAGGAAAGUAAUGGAAACCUGUGUUUUUUCUAUGUUCUUUUUUUCAAUAGUCAUGAACAAGUUAUUUGAAAAACAUGUCUAUGUUCUUUAUGCUCCGUGUUUAAGGUGGUUUCAGUAAUAAAUGUACACUUUGCAUGUUUAGAAGAAGUGGUCUGCCCUGUUGUGCGAAAAUGUAAACAGGCUUGUGUAAGUAAAUAGCUGCAAAGAAAGAAGUAAUGGAAGCCUGUGGUUUUUCUAUGUUCUAUGACCUUUGAAACAUGUCUUCAUACUUAUGUCCAGUAUGGUUUCACUAAUA
Molecule: messenger RNA, 1883 nt
Organism: Triplophysa rosa
Lineage: Eukaryota; Metazoa; Chordata; Actinopteri; Cypriniformes; Nemacheilidae
Product: E3 SUMO-protein ligase ZBED1-like
Exons: 2
Coding region: 703-1239 (178 amino acids)
Source: RefSeq, a predicted model, not a curated record